CUGCAUCAGUCAUCAGAUCGAAGAAUCCCCAAACGCCACAGCACUAGGGUUUUCUCUCGGCGAGUCGAACCGAAUCCAGGCGAGUGCCAUGGCGUCGCGUCCGUCGCUGAAGCCGAAGCCCAAGGGCGGCAGGGGCGGGAAGAAGGCCCCCGCCGCGGCCGAGGAGGACCAGUCCUCCGCGGCGGCGGUGGCGGUGCGUGCUGUGAAGGAGUGGACCACGUGGACGAUGAAGAAGGCGAAGGUGGCGGCGCACUACGGCUUCAUCCCGCUCAUUAUCGUCAUCGGCAUGAACUCCGAGCCCAAGCCCUCCAUCGCCCAGCUCCUCUCCCCCGUCUGAUCCGGUCCCCCACGACAAGGCCCAGAUGCGGUGGUCGAUCCGUGUCCUUUCGCAGUAGAUCAUAGCUAGUGGUUGUUUUGGCAUGUUGCUUGGAUCAAUGAAGGUGGAUGGGUUCUUGAUGCUUCUGUGAGGAGUUAGAGGCUUUUGCUAUAUGAGAAUAAUUUUUAUGGCAGGAUUUGCCUUCUAUAGAUCGGACCAAAUCAUGUUAACUUUGUUAUAUGGAUCUGCUAUUAAUGUGAUGGUAUGGUCUACUUUCGUGUUCA
Molecule: messenger RNA, 600 nt
Organism: Phragmites australis (common reed)
Lineage: Eukaryota; Viridiplantae; Streptophyta; Magnoliopsida; Poales; Poaceae
Product: mitochondrial import receptor subunit TOM7-1-like
Exons: 1
Coding region: 89-337 (82 amino acids)
Biological process (GO): protein import into mitochondrial matrix
Cellular component (GO): mitochondrial outer membrane translocase complex
Source: RefSeq, a predicted model, not a curated record